AUGUCAGGUUACUAUAAAAGCUUAAAUAGUAUUGAAGAUAUUUCCAAUGUUAGCAAUGAAUGUUUUCAAUCAUUAUAUUGGUUAUCAAAAACAGAGUUUGUAGAUUUAUAUUUUAAACUUAAAGAUAUGGAUCCAACCUAUAGAAUAAAAGAAUUAUUGGUAUAUUUGAACUACCUCAAACAAUACCCAACUUUUAAAGAACUAACAAAAAUGACAGGUCACUCAUCUUCAACACUACAGAAGUUUUUAAAAAGAUCAGUUGAAAUGAUUUGUAUAAUUUUUGAACAAGAACCAUAUAAAUUUGAAGAUAGGUUAAAGGCAAAGCCAUUAUUACUUAAAGGGAAAUUAGUUUAUGCAAUAGUUGACGCUAGUAUUUAUAAAAUAGAAAGUAUUCCAGAUCCUGAGGUUGAAAAACUCUACUUUUCAAAUAAGCAUGGGUUUCAUGGAAUAAAAUUUGAAUUUUGUGUAGAUACUGAAGGUAACAUAGUUUGGGCAAAUGGAUAUUAUGAUGGUGCGAUUCACGAUAUAGAUAUUUCACAAAAAUCAAAUUUGGUUAAUCAAAAAUUAGAACCAAACGAAAGGGUUUUAGGAGGUUUGGAUUAUGCUUCAGAAGAUUUCGAACACUUUUUUCUCACAGUAACAAAGGAUAUUUCUCCAUCAGAAAAAACCGACGAAGAAAUUUAUAUGGAUAUGAUUUUAAAGGGAAAAAGAACUAUAAUUGAAAACUUAUUUGGCCGUCAAAAUCAAGGUUUAAGUAUUUUAAAACAAAGAUAUAGAGGUGAUGUGGAAUAUUUUUCAGAUAUAUUAAAAUCAAUUUUUUGUAUAUCGGGAAAAAUAAAAUUAAAAUAA
This is a messenger RNA of Dictyostelium purpureum, 849 nucleotides long. RefSeq lists its product as uncharacterized. The record is from RefSeq and is a predicted model, not a curated record. The transcript has 3 exons. Bases 1 to 849 code for a protein of 282 amino acids. Lineage: Eukaryota; Evosea; Eumycetozoa; Dictyosteliales; Dictyosteliaceae.